AUGCCUCCAACUCAUGGUCCAAUCCACAUUGGUCCAGUAUCUAAACCAACAAUAACACAAUCUCUAAAAACCGCAUUAUGCUCGUCAAAACUAAAUGUGUUAUUGGCAUUUAUUCCUUUGGGAUUUUUGGCUCAUUAUUUAAGAUGGAAGGAAGCUAUCAUUUUUGUGUUUAAUUUUCUAGCAUUGAUACCGUUGGCGAAUUUACUUGGGUUCAUUACUGAAGAUAUUGCAAACCGGUCUGGUCAGGUAGAUCUAGGUGAUUUCAUUUCGAUGUUAAACGAAUACACGUUUGAAAUUGAUUCAACUUCUGAUUGCGAAAUUCGUAUAGUUCAGGCGUCGAUGUUAGGUUCUAUAAUAUCCAACCUCCUAUUGGUCUUAGGAUCGUGUUUCCUUGCCGGUGGAUAUCGUUAUAAAGAACAAAAUUUUAAUCAAAAAGCUGCGCAGACUAAUUCAGGCUUAAUGGCAAUAGCUUGUAUUGGAUUGGUUAUACCCGCAGCAUUUCAUUCCGAAGGCAAACAAGAAAGUAGUGUGAAUGGAAAUGGAAAUGGAAAUGACGUCUUAGUACAUCACCAAGUUCUGAAUUUGAGUCAUGGAGCUGCAUUGGUGUUGUUGACUAUUUACGUGCUUUUUUUAUAUUUUCAGUUGAAAACUCAUACUCACCUCUACGAUGAAGAUGAAUCCGAAGAUCCACAGCUAUCAUUUGCGACAUCUUUAUUUUUACUAGCUUCAAUAACGGUUCUCGUUACUUUUGCUGCUGAUUAUCUUAUCGAGUCUAUCGAAGGAAUCACAAAUACUCUUAG
This is a messenger RNA of Racocetra fulgida, 800 nucleotides long. The record is from the annotation of a GenBank genome assembly. Lineage: Eukaryota; Fungi; Glomeromycota; Glomeromycetes; Diversisporales; Gigasporaceae.